Molecule: messenger RNA, 2396 nt
Organism: Cuculus canorus (common cuckoo)
Lineage: Eukaryota; Metazoa; Chordata; Aves; Cuculiformes; Cuculidae
Gene: C5H11orf16
Product: chromosome 5 C11orf16 homolog
Exons: 5
Coding region: 7-1422 (471 amino acids)
Source: RefSeq, a predicted model, not a curated record
GCAAGAAUGGCUUGUUCGGAAGGAUUCCUGCCUACAGGUCACAGGUAUUGCAGCGCAAUGCCAGCUCUGGACAAGUUCUCGUGCUCCAGUGUCAUACCUACUGUUAACUCCUGCUGCAGGAGCCCUUUUGUAGUGCAUCCUGCCUGGAUUGCUGAGCACCUCACCCCUCAGAGGUGCCAGUGGAUUAGCCACUGCCUCCCCUCUCCUGGCCCUGCAUGGAAGAGGCAAAGCACAUCGGGGAGAUCAGUGCACUUAGACAGCAAUGUCCCUGUGCUGGUGAGAGGAGAACAAGAUGGAUUUUAUUACCAGGGUACAGUAAAACAGGAGAUAGAGGGUGAAAGAGGCAUGUUCCUGGUAGAGUUUGCCAAACCACUUGCGUCACGUGGAAGGCAUCCAGAGUGUGAGCAGAAAACAGCAAAGGAUGACAUCCUGGAAUAUAUGAAUGGGAUGAAGCACUCCUUACUCCCUGGAGACAAAGUACUGGCACCCUGGGAGCCAGAAAUGGCCAGGUAUGGCCCAGGAACCGUCCUCAUGGGCAUUGAGACGAGGGACCCCUUACGAGCCUCAGAAAAUGAAGAAAUUGUAGUCCAGUUCUGGAAUGACAAGAAAGUGAAACUUCCAUGUGAUGUGGCUCUGUGGAUCCCUCCUGGCCUAUGGGAGAGGAUUGUAGAGAUGAUCCACAUGCCCUUCACCAGCAGGGUGAAGCCCAGAGAAAGUCCCGACACUAACUCUUGUAUUUUUUCCUGCAAUCCUAAACCAGCCCCAAUUCGUCUUUGUGCUAUACCUAGCCUUGCCAAGCACUGCCUGCUCUGCUCACCUUGCUGGCCCCAUUUCCACUAUCACUGUGAUGGUAUAUUCUGUUUGUCAGCAUAUGUAAGGUGCAUCUGCUGCUGCCAUCCCCGUGUUGAUGCCUGGUGGCCUCUCCCAUCCAGGUCUCUGGUCUUUCAGAGAGAUAUUGAAGAGGCAGAGUCUAUCAGUGAGCCCUCUCCACACCUUCUAGAACCAGAAGGCCCAAACCAAGAAGAAACAGCAGCUGUGGCAGCAUCUUCUCCCUCUUCUGAUUCAGAGUGGGACCCGGAGCCAUUCUCCACUAAGAGUACUGUGGUGGACAGUGCUGUAAACACAGACUCAAGCUGUCUUGAGAAGCCCAGGCUAAAGGAUUCUGUAAGACCAGAGGGGAAAUACUGGAAAAGAAGACACCACAAGUUCCAUCCCAGUAAUUCAGGACUGAGUAAUCCUAGCAGCACACGGACAGAGGGCAAGCAGAAAUCCAAAGCCAUCUCCAUUGUGGACAGGUCCAGUGCUGCCCUGACUAAUCGAUGUGCAGUGUUUAAAACCAUUGAGCAGUCUCCCAGAGGGCAACUCACAAUGAAAGGUAUCCCAAGAGACCAAGAUUGUAAGCCAUCACCAGGAAUAAGGUAAUCUGUAUUAAUACUGUAUUUACUGAAGCACACAGUUUAUUUGAAGAAAUAGUCUUGUUAAUGUUUUGGCGGUUGGCUAGAAAAAUACAUUGUUCCUAACCUAACUGCCUACUAAAGCCACCCACCAGUUUUGUGAUAGGGAGGGAACUUCUUCGCUAAUUAAAACAAAACUAAACCACAAAAUCCUAAUGACAGGGAGACGCUACUUGGUAAAAAUGAAGAAGAUUAUGCCAGUAACUAUGUAAGCUUUCAACAAUGCAGGUUUCAAUUCAGAAACCUGCCAAAUGCCUAGUGACAUCAAUUCAGUGAAGUUCUGUGGAAGUAGGGACCUAUGUGAGUAGUAGAAAACAGACAGCUGUGACUGUCAGAAGCAAUAAAACAUAAGAAUAGAUUCAAUUUAGAAAAAAAUCAGUUCUGCUGGGUUCUGCUAGUCAAACUGAUAGUCACGAUCUCUGUCUCUGAAAGAUAAAAGCACAUAUUUUUAGUGAACUGUCUUUACCGAGUAUCUUCUCUUACUCCCUCACAAGAAGCAAGCAGUUUAAGCAGCAGACCCCUAUCCUGAAGCUAGAGGAUAGAGUAAACAAACUGUGUCACAGCAAGGAAGGAGGACAACAACCUGAUUUUUAGGCCUGGUUUCUGUCAGCCGUGGUACCCUCCUGCUUCAGAAAAAAUCAGGACAUGAAUGCCAAAAAAAGCAGGCACAUAAAAGAGGAAAAGAAAAGCUUGCAGGAAGGAGAUGAUGAAAGAGAAUGGCAGGAUGAACAGAAACACUGCUCUGCACAAAACCACCAGGGGUACAAUUAAUACAUGAUAUACCAGAUUAAAUAUUAGCUCCUCUGUACCUCCACGGUCUUGCAACUGUGAGCUGACUGCAGAAUAAAACUUUGACAACGCUAAACUUGCAUGAUUUUCUUUAGAAGAUGAAUCUGUUAAUGACACAUCUUGGUAAACAGAGAAUAUACUAGAAUAUAACUG